This is a messenger RNA of Aspergillus pseudoviridinutans, 1446 nucleotides long. RefSeq names its product Zn(II)2Cys6 transcription factor. Bases 1 to 1446 code for a protein of 481 amino acids. Gene Ontology annotation, biological process: positive regulation of transcription by RNA polymerase II. Gene Ontology annotation, molecular function: transcription cis-regulatory region binding; DNA-binding transcription factor activity, RNA polymerase II-specific; zinc ion binding. Lineage: Eukaryota; Fungi; Ascomycota; Eurotiomycetes; Eurotiales; Aspergillaceae. The record is from RefSeq and is a predicted model, not a curated record. Gene Ontology annotation, cellular component: nucleus. The transcript is spliced from 3 exons.
AUGGCAGAUUGCACCGCCAGAACACAAAAGUCCUACCGUCCACCUCGACGGCGGCCGGCUCAUUUGCGGACGAAGACUGGAUGUUUGACCUGCCGAUCACGGAAGAAGAAGUGCGAUGAGAGGGGGUCACCGUGUCAAAACUGCCUCAAACGAAAUAUAGAAUGCAUCUGGGCUGACAGGAGAGCUGGCCAUGCCAAUGAUCAACUGAGUCAUUCUGACAGUAGCAGCAUAGCGUCAGAGUCCGUUUCAGGCACAGAAUGUCAACUUGCCAAUGCUCGGACACCGUCUAUAGUCACCUUCUCGAAUGGACCAGCGUGCUACUCUUCCGUCCUAAGUCCGGCGAACAGCCAGCUAUUCGGCUUCUUGCAAACCAUCUUCCUGCCACAGCUUAUCCAUCCAGUAACCAAAGGGGCUGUGAACAAGCUGGUAACUAGGGAAAGCCUUCGAUGGGCAUUCCAAUCUCCUUUUUGUAUGCAUGCACUACUCGCCUGUGCUGCCGCGGAGAUACCUGUCAACAAUCCGCAGUACCGCCGAACGGCCGAGCUGCAUUAUAUUAAUGCUGUUGCUGGUUUACGACAGAGCCUUGUACAAGCGCACGGCCCGAGUCGGACAGUCGUCUUGUGGACAGUGCUGAUUUUAUGCAUUUAUGAGCGAUCCAAACCCCAUCACUCGCAAGGCGUUGAUGUCCAUCUCAACGGGGCAGCACAACUGAUUCAGACGUACUUUCGACACAAAACACCCGACGCAAGCACUAUUGCAACAGAUGUCUGGAUGCCGCGCUUAUUUCUGGAAUCGUUCAUGUUUCACGUCGCAACGAGCAUACCCUUUCAGCUUACAUCCACCGCAUCCGCAUCUAUCGACUCUGCCUUUUCCCUUGCGAAGACUUUACUGGAGGUCCUCUGCCGACCACAUAUUUCCGUGGAUGCCACCUCACCAGUCCUCGGGGUCGCUCCGAAACUGUUCCAGUAUGUCUACACCAUCGCUCGUAUGUACCAACAGUAUCCCGACGGCGUUGAAAUUCGCCAUUGCAGAGAGCUGGAGCAGGAUCUGAGACGGUGGGAUACACUAAUGGCAGGCACGGCUGCUCCAGAGCUACUUGCAGGACCUAAAAUGUAUGUCUUGUGUGCACGAAUCCUUCUCAAUCGUCUUAUUUAUCUUGCCGGCAAUCAACCAGACCAUUUGAUCAGUGAACUUGUUUCACAUGCCAUGGUUCUUGUGACUCAACUACAGCCAGCACAAGAUUACUUUGCCGAGUAUUACAGUUGGCCGUUCCUGGUGCUUGGGACCUGUGCAGAGAAGCAAUCAGACCGGAGCAUAUUGCUGUCACAGAUCCAGGGAUUCUGGCAGGCGACCAAUAAUGGCACCAUGAGAAGACUGGAGAAUAUGCUGACGGCCUACUGGACUAAUGGCAAAUCAACUGCACAGACUUACUUGUGGUUGAUGUGA